Molecule: messenger RNA, 1554 nt
Organism: Acanthosepion pharaonis
Lineage: Eukaryota; Metazoa; Mollusca; Cephalopoda; Sepiida; Sepiidae
Source: the annotation of a GenBank genome assembly
AUGUUCUUGUGCAAUCGAGUGAUAUCUAUCUAUCUAUCUAUUCAUUAUUUUUCAUAUCUAUCUAUCUAUCUAUCUAUCUAUCUAUCUAUCUAUCUAUCUAUCUAUCUAUCUAUCUAUUCAUUAUUUUUCAUAUCUAUCUAUCUAUCUAUUAUUUUUCAUAUCUAUCUAUGUCUGCUCAUUAACUAUCUAUACAUUCCUUUUCAUAUCUAUCUAUCUAUCUAUCCAUCUAUUUUUCAUAUCUAUCUAUCUAUCUAUUAUUUUUUUCAUAUCUAUCUAUCUAUUCUAUCUUUCUAUCUAUCUAUCUAUCUAUCUAUCUAUCUAUCUAUCUAUCUAUUAUUUUUUUAUCUAUCUAUCUAUCUAUGUCUGCUCAUUAACUAUCUAUACGUUAUUUUUCAUAUCUAUCUAUCUAUCUAUCUAUUAUUUUUCAUAUCUAUCUAUCUAUCUAUCUAUCUAUCUAUCUAUCUAUCUAUCUAUCUAUCUAUCUAUGUCUGCUCAUUAACUAUCUAUACAUUAUUUUUCAUAUCUAUCUAUCUAUUCAUUAUUUUUCAUAUCUAUCUAUCUAUCUAUCUAUCUAUCUAUCUAUUCAUUAUUUUUCAUAUCUAUCUAUUCAUUAUUUUUCAUAUCUAUCUAUCUAUCUAUCUAUCUAUCUAUCUAUCUAUCUAUCUAUCUACUCAUUAUUUUACAUAUCUAUCUAUCUAUCUAUUCAUUAUUUUUCAUAUCUAUUUAUCUAUCUAUCUAUCUAGCAUGAGGAAAGGAAUAUCUAUCUAUCUAUCUAUCUAUCUAUCUAUGUCUGCUCAUCUAUCUAUCUAUUUUUUCAUAUCUAUCUAUCUAUUCAUUAUUUUCAUAUCUAUCUAUUAUUUUUCAUAUCUAUCUAUCUAUCUAUCUAUCAUCUAUUAUCUAUCUAUCUAUCUAUCUAUUCAUUAUUUUCAUAUCUAUCUAUUCAUUAUUUUUCAUAUCUAUCUAUCUAUCUAUCUAUCUAUCUAUUAUUUUUCAUAUCUAUCUAUCUAUCAUUUUUCAUAUCUAUCUAUCUAUCUAUUCAUUAUUUUCAUAUCUAUCUAUUCAUUAUUUUUCAUAUCUAUCUAUCUAUCUAUCUAUUAUUUUUCAUAUCUAUCUAUCUAUCAUUUUUCAUAUCUAUCUAUCUAUCUAUCUAUCUAUCUAUGUCUGUCUUGGCCUAUUUCUUUCUUUCUUUCUUUCUUCUUUCUUUCUUUCACAGUCUCUUCAGUAUCUAUCUAUGUAUCUAUCUAUCUAUUAUUUUUCAUAGCUAUCUAUCUAUUUUUCAUAUCUAUCUAUCUAUUCAUUAUUUUUCAUAUCUAUCUAUUCAUUAUUUUUCAUAUCUAUCUAUCUAUCUAUCUAUUAUUUUCAUAUCUAUCUAUCUAUCUAUCUAUCUAUCUAUCUAUCUAUCUAUCUAUCUAUUAUUUUCAUAUCUAUCUAUCUAUCUAUCUAUCUAUCUAUCUAUCUAUCUAUCUAUUAUUUUUCAUAUCUAUCUAUCUAUCUAUCUAUCUAUCUAUCUAUCUAUUAUUUUUCAUAUCUAUCUAUCUAUCUAUCAUAUUCUGA